This is a messenger RNA of Arabidopsis lyrata subsp. lyrata, 1052 nucleotides long. RefSeq names its product cathepsin L. Lineage: Eukaryota; Viridiplantae; Streptophyta; Magnoliopsida; Brassicales; Brassicaceae. Bases 1 to 816 code for a protein of 271 amino acids. The record is from RefSeq and is a predicted model, not a curated record. The transcript has 5 exons. Gene Ontology annotation, cellular component: lysosome. Gene Ontology annotation, molecular function: cysteine-type endopeptidase activity.
AUGGAGGCUACGGAUGAUACUACAUCACAAGACUCUCUAGUUGGUGUAGGAGCUGGUGGCAAAUGGAAAUUUUUUGCUUCCUCUUCCAAAAAAUUCAAAGGCUCUGGCUCAUCAUCUACUAAGGAUCUUCCGUCUACGUACACAGAGUAUAUAAAGAGUUGGAACAAGAUACUUAGAGCUGCCAUGGACCAAGGAGAUUUCCACUUGUGUUGGGCUGUUGCAAUAGCAAGAUGCAUGGAAGCAUGGCUUGCUCUUAGAGGUGUAGUUGUUGAGCUAUCACCGCAACAUUUGAUAAACAAUAUUAAAAACAUGUGUAAAACAUCGGGUAAAAUCGGUAAAUACGACGAGAUCAAAAAGUUUUUGACAGAACAUGGUCUUGUUCUAGAAAAAACUUGUCCAUACUCAGGAAAACUCAAACAAAUCUGUCCCAAAAGUUACGUUGCGAAAACUGAUGAACCUGCAUUCAAAAUCAGGGAUUUGGUACAUAAGAAAGACAAAGAAGUGAAAGAAGAAGAGUUGAUCCAACUUGUUAACGAUGGCCCUCUACUUGCUGUGAUAGAUUGUUACAAAAGCUUUAAGAAAUGUAAAGAUGAAAUCUAUGAAGGUCAAACAUAUUGCAAAGACACACCCAUGGGUCUCCAUGUAGUCCUAGUGACUGGUUUUGGCACAACUCCAGAAGGUGUCAACUACUGGGAAAUUCAGAAUUCUUGGGGUACAGGAUGGGGACAGAACGGUUUUGGCAAAAUUACAAGGAAGUCCAGCCGAGGAAAGAACAAACCGUCCAUGUUCGUCGAAACCAUUCAGCUGGUGGUUUGAGAGAAAGUUUGAUAUGGAGACUCUCUUCUUCUAAAUAAAUGACGGAGGGCUUCCUUUUUACAGGUUUAGUUGCCAAUAGAUUUCUCAAGUCAGUAGGACCAACUUUGAAAGUAUUCAGUGCUGACCUUUACUGAUAGAAAAUGCCACUUUAGUUUUUUCUGUAAAUAAAAUAUUAUGCAACUUGAGGUUUCAGUUGAUGGUAUAUAACGAUUUAAAGUGCUUGGCUUUUCAUUGCA